Rhopilema esculentum is the source of this 958-nucleotide messenger RNA. Its product is annotated as V-type proton ATPase 21 kDa proteolipid subunit c''. Gene Ontology annotation, molecular function: proton-transporting ATPase activity, rotational mechanism. The record is from RefSeq and is a predicted model, not a curated record. NCBI's taxonomy places the organism in Eukaryota, Metazoa, Cnidaria, Scyphozoa, Rhizostomeae, Rhizostomatidae. Gene Ontology annotation, biological process: proton transmembrane transport. Gene Ontology annotation, cellular component: proton-transporting V-type ATPase, V0 domain.
AACCCCCUCCAACACCCAAAUAUUGACUGGUGUCAUCAUGCGGAGGAGCAAGUCCUGUGACCUGCGUUGAUCAAUCUCUCCCACUCAGUGGUCUCUCCCUUCGAAGCACUAAGCGAACACCUGCGAUGAGACCAUAGGAAAACGCAAAAAUUGAAACAAAAAUGGCUCUAGGGUACAGUCAAAUGGUACAUUAUUCCAUCGUUUAUGGUGCUGCAAUCUUCCUUGUUGCUGCUGCAGGUCUCUACUAUGUGUUAUCAGGACAGGGUGGAAGAUAUGAUAUUGGAUGGUUCCUUGGUGAAACAUCCCCAUAUAUGUGGGCUACUGUAGGAGUUGGUCUUUCCAUAUCACUUUCAGUUGUUGGUGCCGCUUGGGGAAUCUUUACAACUGGAGUUAGUAUUCUUGGUGGUGGAGUCAAGGCACCAAGAAUCAGAACUAAGAACCUUAUAAGUAUAAUUUUCUGUGAAGCUGUAGCCAUUUAUGGCAUCAUCAUGUCCAUUGUUCUAAGCAGCAAUAUUCAGGAAACCAAGAAAGCUGUCGGUGCUGAUAUUAUGCACCGAAAUCAUGUCGCAGGUCAUAAAAUCUUUGGCGCUGGUCUGACAGUAGGGUUUUCAAAUUUGUUUUGUGGCAUUUGUGUCGGAAUCGUUGGAAGUGGUGCUGCUCUUGCUGAUGCACAAAAUGCCUCAUUGUUUGUAAAGGUCCUGGUAAUUGAGAUAUUUGGAAGUGCAAUAGGGCUCUUCGGUGUCAUUGUUGGAAUCUUGCAGGUUGCUGGUGUAAAGAUGGGAGACACAAAGUGAAUCUACCAAAAUGAAAUCAACUUCUGUAUUUUUUCUCUUAUUAUUGAUUUUUCCUUUUUUAUUUGAAUUGAAAGUCUUAGCUAAAUGUGACGUUUUUCAAAUGUUGUAGUUUCUUCUAACAACCAUGGAAAACAAUGAAAUAUUAAGAAAGUAUUUGGUGAUAA